AAAUUAUAAACAACAAUUUCUGAAUUUAAUAUGGAGGAAAGUUUUUACUAUGAAAGCGUCACUUUCUCUUAAUAAGAACAGCUCCGGUCAAAAGAAGUAAGUUAUUUAAGGUUUAUAUUAUGUUAAAAACGAUUACUCUUUGAAAUAGCGCUGUUUUAAUGGCGUGAAAAUAUUUAUGCCAGACAGCAACCAAACAACGUGGUUUUAAUAUGUAUUUUUUAUAAAUGUGAAACAAAUGAAAUGUAUCAAAUGUGUUUCUUCUCGCAGGAAAUUUCAUUUUUAUGACACGAAAGCAGAUACGAUUGUAGCUUAUACUGCGCUAAGCAAGGUUAGCUAUUUAUGACUCUAUGAGUCUAUCACUUCUAUGUUUUACGAUUGAAGGUGCAGACAACAGGUCUGUUUAUAUAGUCCCAAAUCAAGUCCUACAUUAUAUAAAUACUAUAAUAAAUAUUAUAUAUUAUUAAUACAUUGCCAAGACCGGGCCAAAACAAAAUUUGGCUGUAUUGACAGGUUAGGCAAGGUAUCUUAAGGUAAUGUAUCAUCACAGACUAAGUAUAUACCAGAUGUGUAACUUCAUAGGACUUAAAUGUGUCCUGUACACGUCAACAUUUGGUAUUACCAAAUAAUGAAUUAUUAUGCGAGCAACACUUGCUAACAAGAUGGUGACCAUGGGACAACUUACACAUCUGUUCACGCUUAAUCUGUGGUAGCAUCUUGGCAUUUUUGGGGGACAAAAAUAAAUGGUCGUAAUAAAGAGGACCAUAUUAACAAGGUGGCCAUAAGGCAGAGUAGUACUGCAGGUCCAUUGUUAUGUCAUGGUUAUGUUGGUAGUACCCCAACAAAAGCAUCUCAUUAUCUUUCAUUGGAUUUGGUACCAACAUGGCUGUUGUUUUAUUGUCUUUUAAUGCCCAACAGAUUCAUUGCAAUUCACAUAUUGGCUGUCUUAUAUUAACGCUUGCUAAAACCAACCUAUUAUCUGAUGUCAACCGUCCAAAUUUUCAUUUAGGAUGGUUCUAAGUCUUCCAUUCCGACUGGUGCUUUGCCAACCCUUGGACAAGCGUUUAAAGAAAAAGUUAUGGCAACAUUUACGUAAGAAUGCUUAUUUGAACAUUUAUUUUGUUAUAAUGACAAAAGUAUUAAGGUAUUCAUGUAGUUUGCUUUAAUGGUUUGUGGAAACACCAUGUAUAUUUAUUACUGCUAAACUGUAAGCUUGUUGGCACUGAUAAAAAUCCAGGCUUAUAUGGUUUGAAAGCUUUGCAAUAAAUAUAUGCGGUGUUUUCAAAAACCGAAACAUCAUAUUAUUGCCAUCCGAAGUGAUAUUCGAGUUAUUCUUCCUUUUAAGCCCUACAUUCUCAAACAACAAGAAGUUGAAUUAUAACACUCCAUCUUCAUCGUGUCAAGAAGACGUUUGUGCACUGCUUGCGUAAGCAUAAAAAUUUCUUUAGAAAUUAAAUGAUUUUGUGUUCUGUUGUUUCUGUUUAGAAAUUUUUUAUUUAACAUAUUGAAGAGAACAAUUUUAGCAUUUAAAACAAAAAUAUUAUCCUUCUUUUUAAGCCCUGCAUAUCAAGCGAACACCAAGAAGACAAAUAACACUGCAUCCUCAAAAUUUAUGUAAGCAUGAUCAUUUUAGUAGCAUGUUCAGUUGCUCUGUUGCAAAGAAACUGUUGUCCUUCUUUCUUAGCCCUCCAUUCCUGAACAACAAGAAGUCAAAAAAUACUGGACCUUCCACAUCUCUGUUUUCAACAAAUGA
This is a messenger RNA of Paramuricea clavata, 1750 nucleotides long. The record is from the annotation of a GenBank genome assembly. Lineage: Eukaryota; Metazoa; Cnidaria; Anthozoa; Malacalcyonacea; Plexauridae.